UGGUGCAUUACGGAAUAGCAUUGAGGAAGGUCCUGUCAAGGCGACAUACUACUAUAUAAUCCUCCCUACGUGGUCAGUCUUCAGUCUGAGAGAGGCAACAUGUUGUUCAUUGUGAGUGUUGUGUGUGGCUUGUCUUUUGCAAUGGCUGUUUCCUCCAAUCCUGACACCCACAGCAAUCUAGGACAAGUAGUUUUCUCCCAUAUUCUAUUUCGACAUGGAGACCGAAUGCCUCUGGAAUUUUAUCCAACUGAUCCGUACCAAGAUGCUUCAAACUGGCCAAAUAAAAUUGCACAGUUAACUGAUGUAGGUAGAGUUCAAGAGUUUGAGUUGGGCCGAUGGCUGCGUCUCCGCUACAAUGAUUUGGUCAGUGAUCGUUAUGACCCAGAUGAGAUCUUCAUCCAGAGCAGUGAUGUGGAUCGUACACUGAUGAGUGCCCAGUGUGCCAUGGCUGGACUGUACCAUCCAACAAUGAGAGAGAGCUGGCACCCGGCACUGACAUGGCAGUCUGUACCAGUCCAUACAGUACCAGUGCAGGCUGACUAUCUGUUGGGAGCUUCUUCGACGUAUCCUUGUCCAGCGUUCAAAGCAGAAUUGGAGCGAGCAAGUAAAUUACCUGAGGUGCAAGCCCUCCAAGAGAAGUUUGCAGACUUGUACGAUUACGUUUCCAACCACACUGGCCGCGAAGUGAGAGAUUUCCCUAAUGCAUUGAAGGUGUAUGACGAGCUAGCCUUAGAGGAACAGCACAAUAUACCCUUACCAAAUUGGGCACGGUCAAUAUACCCCGAACCAAUAAAGGAAGCCGGCUUGUACAGUUUUGUGCUGCCCACAUGGACACCACUUCUCCAGCGACUAAAAAUUGGUUCUCUCCUGAAAGAGAUGGCAGAACAUUUCCGUGCCAAGAGCGCAGGAACAUUGAGUCCCAAUCGUAGACUCUGGGUAUACUCUGCUCAUGAUGCUACAAUAUCGGCCUUCCUCAACACUUUUAAGGCCUUUGAAAUCCACUUCCCUCCUUACGCUUCUUGUGUGUUGCUUGAACUUCGUCUUAUUGACCAGGAUUACUUUGUUACACUAUUCUAUCGAAACUCCACUGUCAGUGAGCCUUUACUUUUGACCAUGAAGUCCUGCAGCGCAGUAUGUCCACUGGAACAGUUCCUAACACUUAUACAACCAUUACUGCCUGAGGAUUGGCAUCAGGAGUGCCAACUUUCCACAUCUGUAUCAAUUAGGAACCUAUGGCCAGCAAUGGUGGGAUCAGCUGCUGUGAUCAGCUAUAUCAUAAUCUGCAUCUUGACUGUUCGCUGUUUAAGGAGAAAAUCUUCCAAAAAUUAUUUCACAAUGCCUUCUUCAGUUUCACAUGAUUCCAAGGACUCACUGGUGUAAAGAGAAAACAUAAUUUUUCUCAAAGGCUACCAAUUAAUAUUGUUACUAGAUUUUUUAAAUAAUUUAAACCUUAAAAAAACUGUUUCCUUUAUAGCAAGUGUAAUUUAAUAAUUAUUAAGAUUUUCAAAUAACAAUAACCAUAUAACCACUAAAUGAACAGUAUUAUUGGUUGGUUAAGUUUAAAAUAUUUGUUUUCCAGAUUGUGUUAAUAUGCAUACAAAAUUUAACUUUAUUUAUGUGAUAUUUUACACAGGGUAUAUAGUUUUAGGGUAAGUUAGCUUAUUAGAAGUAUUAUUGAUAUUUAUCAAUACUCAUUCAUAGGUUUGUAUUUAUGAAAAUAUUUUUACAAUAAACAUUUUUUUUAGUUCUA
This is a messenger RNA of Homalodisca vitripennis (glassy-winged sharpshooter), 1750 nucleotides long. RefSeq names its product prostatic acid phosphatase-like. The transcript has 8 exons. Gene Ontology annotation, molecular function: phosphatase activity. The coding region runs from base 100 to 1380 and encodes 426 amino acids. Lineage: Eukaryota; Metazoa; Arthropoda; Insecta; Hemiptera; Cicadellidae. The record is from RefSeq and is a predicted model, not a curated record. Gene Ontology annotation, biological process: dephosphorylation.